AUGGCCAACGAUGAAGACCACCUUAUAUCCCCCGACAAUGGAGCUGGCCACGACACGCAUCCGACAAAAUCUUCUGUCCCGGCCAGGAAACCGACCAUGGCUGACUACUUCAGGGUUUUCUCGUACGCUACAAAAUGGGACUUCUGCAUGUACGCCAUGGCAUGUUUCGCAUCGAUAGCAGGUGGCGCUACGCUCCCAUUCAUGAACAUCAUCUUCGGACAACUUGUCAAACAGUUCACCGGAUACUUUGGAGACUCCUCCGGCAUAACCCCGGAUACCUUUGGCAGUGUCUUGGACCGACAAGCGCUGUACAUCAUGGCGCUCUUCCUGGCCCGUUGGGCUCUUAAUAGCAUCACUAAAUUCUGUUUUCAGAUGAUCGGUAUCCGCCUCUCCUCUGAGAUCCGCCUGAAUUACCUCGAAGCCCUCUUCGCACAGCCCAUCCAGGUCAUCGACUCCAUGCCCCCGGGGGCACCCGCAACCGCGAUCACCGCGACAUCCAAUACCCUGCAAAUUGGAAUCUCGGACAGGCUGGGGACAUUCCUGCAGUACAUGAGCACAAUCGUGACUGCAUUCGUCGUAUCCUUCAUCUGGAGCUGGGAUCUCACCUUGGUCAUGAUGUCACUCAUCCUUUACACAUUCGUUGUCAUAUCGGUGGUGCUGCCACCCAUUGUUAAGGGUCAGACAGAGACGGCAGCGGCCGACACAGAGGCUAAUGCCAUCGCCAGUGAGGCACUCGGUGGGAUCCGACUGAUCAUUGCAAGUGGAGCACAAGCCCAUAUCUUGUCCGGUUAUCAGAAAUGGGUAGAUGAGGCCAAGAGACGAGCUAUGAAGGUGGCCCCUUACAUGGGUGUACAAUUUGGUCUGCUCUUCUUCGGUGUCUUUGGCGCAUUUGGGCUGGCAUUCUGGUAUGGCACCCAGCGAUUUAUCGCCGGCGCCGUGAGCGAUGCUGGGGUGGUCAUUGUUGUUCUCUUCAACGUCACACUCGUCCUCAAUUCCUUGGAGCGCAUUUCCACUCCGCUCAUCGCUGUCACCAAGGCCAUGGUCGCCGCUUGCGAAUUCUUUACCGUUAUCGACAUGCCAAAAUUCACCUCAGGAUCGACGAAGCUGGAUGACAUGUCGCAUGAUAUCAUCCUUGACACUGUCACCUUUGCAUAUCCUAGUCGUCCGGAUGCUACAAUCCUCGAUAACCUGAGUCUUCGCAUUCGAUCGGGCCAGAACACCGCAUUGGUUGGUCCAUCCGGGUCGGGAAAGAGCACCAUCGUCGGCCUGUUGGAAAGGUGGUACUCCCUUCAGGACCAACAUGUCAUACCCGAAGUCGUGAAAGACACACAAUCUUCUCAGGACAAAGCUGUGGAGCCGGAACAAGAGGAUAUACGCGGUCACAAGCUCAAACAGCUUAGCGAGGUUAAGGCGAAGGCCUCCGGGUCAAUUUCCUUCGGCGGCCACGACCUGGGAGAUCUGGACUUGAAGUGGUGGCGGUCACGAAUAGGCCUAGUGCAACAAGAGCCCUUUCUCUUUAACGAUACAAUUUACGGAAACGUUACCCACGGCCUAAUAGGAACUGAGUGGGAGGACGAGCCGGAAGAAGUAAAACGACGGCUGGUUGAGACGGCCUGCCACGAAGCCUACGCCCAUGAGUUCAUCAGUCGAUUGCCUCAGGGUUACGAUACCCCCGUGGGUGAUGGUGGCGCAAAGCUCUCGGGAGGCCAAAAGCAGCGCUUGGCCAUUGCGAGGAGCAUCAUAAAGAAGCCGUCAAUCAUCAUCCUUGACGAGGCAACCAGUGCAAUUGAUGCAAGGAGCGAAAGAAUCGUUCAAGCUGCACUGGACAGAGCAACACAAAACCGUACAACCAUCACCAUUGCACAUCGUCUCUCCACGAUCAGAAAGGCCGAUAACAUAAUCGUUAUGCAGAAGGGCCGUGUGGUGGAAGAAGGCACGCAUCAAGAGCUGCUUGCUUCCGAGUUAGGUGUUUACACAGCCUUGGUGCGUGCUCAGUCCUUAGGUCUGUCUCAGUCCCGGACCUCCGAUGAUGAGACACUGGUAUCCGACGACAAGACACAAGAUCCAGGCUUUGAGGCCGAAGAAAUCAUGGUGAAGCGCAAGCAGGAUCCAGAGGAUCCAGAGAAAUUACUGCACGAAGAGGGCACAGAAAACCUGGCAAAGGGUAAAAAGUCGCGAGGUCUGAUCCGCAGUUUCGGUACGCUUCUGUAUAAUCAGCAGGGGCAGUGGCCAUACUAUGUGGGAAUCGUUUUGUCCUCCAUGGCUGUCGCUGCCGGUACCCCGAUCCAAGCCUGGCUAUUCUCCAAAGUCAUCAGCGUCUUCCUUCUGACGGGAGACGAGCUCAAGACGGCAAGCAGCUUUUGGGGUCUGGCAUGGCUAUAUCUUGCCUUGGGUGUUGGCUUAGCGUACCUGGCUGUAGGUUGGAUUGGCCUCACGGUUCAGUACAACAUCAGCGCCGUGUACAAAGAGCAGUAUUUUACCGACAUGCUGUACCAGAAGCUCUCCUUCUUCGACCAGGAUGCCAACUCCCACGGAACGUUAAGCGCUCGCGUUGCUAGCGAUGCUAAGCAGCUGGAAGAGCUCCUGGGCUUGAAUCUCGCGUUUCUCUUCUCUGGCGUCUUCACGGCCCUGGGCAGCGUCACCAUUGCGAUUGUCUUCGCUUGGAAGCUGGGCUUGAUCGCCGCCUUCGUCACGAUGCCUAUUAUGCUGGCGUCAGGGUACUGGAAGUUCAAACAAGAGGUGAGCUAUGAGCAGUUGAACUCGGCGGUGUUCCAGGAGUCAUCACAGUUUGCCACCGAAGCUAUUGGGGCCAUUCGAACAGUCUCCUCGCUCACAAUGGAAGGGUCCAUCGGGAAUCGGUACCGACAACUUUUGGACAAUCGCGUCAAGUCAGCACUCCGAAAAGCACGGUGGACGUCUACGCUGUACGGCUUUGCCGAUAGCAUUGGUAUUGGAUGUCAGGCUCUGGUGUUCUGGUACGGCGGCAGGCGCCUCGUGACUGGUGAAUACAGCCUGGAGGCUUUCUUUGUCUGCUUUAUGGCAAUUAUUCAAGGCGCAGAGGCAGCUGGUCAGUCUCUCGCCGUCGCUCCCAAUGCGUCUCAGGCUACGGUCGCUGCAAAUCGCAUACUUGACGUCCACGCCUCCGCGGAUACUGACCGACCUGGUGCUUCUGAGAACCUGGCGGAGGCCCCGGUCUUGGGUGACAUCUGUAACGGCAUGGAGAUUGAGUUUCAGGAUGUAUCUUUCAAGUAUCCCACGCGAGACAUCCCCAUAUUCGACCAUUUGAGCCUCAAAAUCGAGAGGGGACAGUAUGCAGCAUUUGUGGGGCCAUCCGGCUGCGGUAAGUCAACCAUAUUGUCCCUCUUGGAGAGGUUCUACGAACUCGGACCACAACAAGGCUCAGUCUUGUGCAACGGGGCCAACAUCAACGACUCGAACGUCUACAAGUACCGCAAGAACAUCUCGCUCGUAGCCCAAGAGCCAAUUAUGUUCCGUGGUACCAUCCGCGACAACAUCCUCCUCGGCAUCGAGAACCCCAGCUCCAUCUCCGAGGAGAGGAUAGCAGAGGUCUGCCGUGACGCCUUCAUCCACGACUUCAUCAUCUCCCUCCCCGAGGGAUACGACACCUACGUCAGCGCCAAAGGUGUCUCAUUGUCAGGCGGGCAGAAGCAACGCAUCGCCGUGGCGCGGGCGCUCAUCCGCAACCCCAAGGUCCUCCUGCUGGACGAGGCGACGUCAGCGCUUGACUCGGAGUCGGAGAAGAUGGUCCAGGCUGCGCUGGAGAGGGCGCGCGAUGGGCGAACCAUGGUUGCCGUAGCGCAUCGCCUGUCGACGAUCCAGAAUGCGGACGUCAUCUUUGUGUUUGAGGAGGGAAGGGUGGUGGAGAAGGGCACUCACGAGCAGCUGGUCCAGAAGCGAGGUAUCUAUUGGGGAAUGUGUCAAGCUCAGGCGCUGGACAUGUAG
Messenger RNA from Diaporthe amygdali, 3963 nucleotides. RefSeq lists its product as uncharacterized. Lineage: Eukaryota; Fungi; Ascomycota; Sordariomycetes; Diaporthales; Diaporthaceae. Gene Ontology annotation, biological process: transmembrane transport. Gene Ontology annotation, molecular function: ATP hydrolysis activity; ATP binding; ABC-type transporter activity. Gene Ontology annotation, cellular component: membrane. The coding region runs from base 1 to 3963 and encodes 1320 amino acids. The record is from RefSeq and is a predicted model, not a curated record. The transcript is spliced from 4 exons.